This is a messenger RNA of Caenorhabditis elegans, 4911 nucleotides long. RefSeq names its product TEP1-F (gene tep-1). Gene Ontology annotation, molecular function: endopeptidase inhibitor activity. The transcript has 18 exons. NCBI's taxonomy places the organism in Eukaryota, Metazoa, Nematoda, Chromadorea, Rhabditida, Rhabditidae. Gene Ontology annotation, cellular component: extracellular region. The record is from RefSeq and is marked reviewed. Bases 147 to 4673 code for a protein of 1508 amino acids.
AAUCGUUUUUCUACUACUGUCUCUCUCACUGACUAUUACGUCGUCCAUUGCAGGGGACACAAACGGUCAAGGUUUUAUCCCCUUUUUUGGAUCGUUUUAGGAUUUGUGGAUUCCUAGAUUUCAGCGACGUACCUCUUUCUUUAAAAAUGCGGCUGCUAAUUCUCAAUAUAUUAUUUGUGGUUUGGCAAAUACAUGGCGUCAUCGGACAGAGUACAAAUGCAGCUGUGGUGUCAACAACCGCGGCGCCAGUUAAACCAGCCACUUAUAUGCUUGUCGCCCCAGCAGUAGUGCGACCCGAUCAACCGUUCUCCGUUUGCAUGAACCUUCUGAAACAAGCUACGGAUGAAGACAUGAUUGUUCGGAUUGAAGUGAGAACUGAACGGAACGAGACGAUUGCUGCUCGAGUUAUAAGCAAUUUGAAGCCGGGAAUCGCACAGACUGUCAGCUUGAGUGAGAUGCCUGCUCAAUCACUAACUCCUAGGCAAAGCUAUAAGCUCUACAUCCGCGGGGAGACUCUUAACGCAGAACUCAUAUUUGAAAACGAAAAUGAGUUAAAGUACGAUCAAAAAGCUUUAUCAGUUUUCAUCCAAACAGAUCGAGCAAUCUAUCGGCCUGCUUCUCUUGUUCGAUACCGGGCAAUUGUAGUGAAAUCGGACUUGAAACCUUACGUCGGAAACGCUACUAUUAAAAUUUUCGAUCCAAGCAGAAAUCUGAUUUCACAGACGAUUGGUGUAACUUUGGAUAGAGGAGUAUACAGCGGCGAGCUCCAACUUGCCGAAGAGACUCUCCUUGGAGAUUGGUUUAUCGAGGUGGAAACCUCGAAUGGAGUCCAGGACAAGUCGUCAUUUACGGUAGAUACAUACGUGCUUCCCAAAUUUGAAGUGAAUAUCAAGACGUCUUCGUUUAUAACUAUUAACGAUGAUUUGUCAGUGUUCGUCGAUGCAAAGUACACAUAUGGAAAAGGCGUUGCUGGAAAGGCCAAAGUAUCUCUAGAGCUUCCAUGGCACAGAUGGCAUGCGAUGGUUCCCACUAUCAUUGACGAAAAUGGAGUCAAGAAGGAAGAGGAGCUGAUGGUCGAGCGUACUGUAAAGCUGAACAGACAAGGAGAAGCGGCAGUUGUUUUCUCGAAUGAUGAGCUCAAGAGGCACAAGUUGCUACAUGAAUGGGGAGGAGGUUCAAUUCGAAUUGUUGCCUCAGUCACUGAAGACAUCACUGAAAUCGAAAGAAACGCUACUCAUCAAAUUUCAACGUUCCGUGAGGAGGUCAAACUUGAUGUUGAAAAGCAGGGAGACACCUUCAAGCCAGGACUCACUUAUAAUGUUGUAGUUGCACUGAAACAAAUGGAUGACACUCCCGUGAAGGCAACUUUGCCAAAGAGAGUUCAGGUAUCAACAUUCUACAACUAUCCAUACAAUCAUGACACUUCAUCUCUGCAAGAGGAAAAAGAAACAAAAAUUGUGGAAGUUGACGCUCACGGCACCUCGGUUCUCACCCUCCAACCACCAAUCAACUGCACUUCUGCUCGCAUUGAGGCUCAUUAUGAUAUUGGUGGCAAGGACAACUUCACAGCCACCCCAAUAUAUUCCUCGCUAUAUGUCGAGGCAGCCGUGAGCCCAACGAAGAGUUUCCUGCAGCUUUUGGCUGAUAAUGAGGGAGCUGUUGAUGUAGGAAAGAGUCUUAGCUUCUCGUUGAAGGCUACCCAGCCGCUGUCGACAAUUACCUAUCAGGUCAUGUCUCGUUCGAACAUUGUGGUGUCUCAACAAAUGACUGUUAAUUCCGAACAUGCGACCAUUAGCUUCCCAGCAACGGCUAACAUGGCCCCAAAGUCACGGUUGAUCGUCUAUGCCAUUAUUGAGAGUAGUCAAGAAGUUCUUGUUGAUGCACUUGACUUUAAAGUAGAAGGAAUAUUCCAAAACCAAGUGGCACUAUCAAUUGACAAACAAGCAGUCGAGCCAGGACAGAAUGUGAAGUUUAAGGUCACAUCUGACAAGAACUCUUUUGUUGGGCUUCUUGUGGUAGAUCAGAGUGUUCUCUUGUUAAAAACUGGCAAUGAUAUCACUAGAGAAAAAGUUGAGCAAGACUUGGAGAAUUAUGACUCUAAUAAUGUUGGAGGAGGAUUCGGGGGUCCACGGCCAUGGGAGGCAAUUGAUAGAAAGAAGAGGUCCAUUUGGAGACCUUGGUGGGGAAUUGGAGGGAGUGAUGCUCAAUCAAUCUUUUCUAAUGCUGGGCUUGUAGUUUUGACCGACGCCCUCUUGUACCGCGAGCCUCAACGUGAAUUUAUGUCAGUAAUGAUGAUGGAUGGUGCUCCAGGAAUGGCUGAAGCCGCAUUCGCCGCUCCGCCAAUGGGCGGGUCGUCGCCUCCACCGCCGACAGUUCGAAAGUUCUUCCCACACACCUGGAUUUGGUCGGAUCUCAACUCUACUAGUGGAGAAGUUGAGAUGGAAAUUGAAGCUCCGGACACCAUCACCUCGUGGGUCGCCUCCACUUUUGCAAUCAAUGAGGAAAAUGGUCUCGGUGUGGCUCCAACGACUUCAAAACUUCGCGUGUUUCGUCCAUUUUUUAUUCAACUCAAUCUUCCAUAUGCUGUCCGUCGUGGAGAAAAGUUUGCACUUUUGGUGCUUGUUUUCAAUUAUAUGGAAAAGGAGCAAGAUGUAACAGUGACUCUGAAGUAUGAUAAAGACUCUGGUUACGAUCUCCUGAAGAAAGAUGGAACUGUAGUAAGGCGUGACGAGGUUGGCCAACAAAAUGUUCGUAUUGUGUCCGUUGCUGGUGGAGGAACAUCGAAAGCAGUGUACUUCCCAAUUGUGCCGUCUUCAAUUGGAGAGAUCCCGGUACAUAUAAGCGCUAUUGCAUCCCAAGGUGGUGAUGCAGUAGAGAUGAACUUGAGAGUUGAUCCACAAGGAUAUAAAGUAGAUAGAAAUAUUCCAUUUGUCAUUGACCUCAACAAUAACUCUUCGGAUUUCUCCAAAAAUCUUGAGCUUAUCUGGCCAAACGACGUGGUUGAUGGAUCGCAGAAGGCAAGAUUAGAUGUGAUUGGUGAUAUGAUGGGACCAGUGUUAAACAAUGCUCAUAAGCUCGUACAAAUGCCAUAUGGAUGUGGAGAACAGAAUAUGUUGAACUUGGUUCCAAAUAUUUUGGUGGUCAAGUACUUAAGAGCAACAAAUAGAAAUGAGAGCCAAUUAGAGACAAAGGCUAUCAAGUUUAUUGAGCAGGGAAUUCAGAGGGAGUUGACGUACAAACGUGCUGACAACUCUUUCUCAGCUUUUGGCGAUAGUGAUAAAGCUGGUUCAACGUGGCUCACCGCAUUUGUCGUUCGAUCGUUCCAUCACGCCAAACAAUACGCAUUCGUGGAUCCUAAUGUUAUUUCCCGAGCAGUCGCAUUCUUGAACUCUCAACAAAUGGAGUCUGGUGCAUUUGCCGAACGUGGUGAAGUUCAUCACAAGGAUAUGCAGGGAGGUGCUCAGGACGGGGGUGUAGCUCUAACGGCAUUUGUGCUAAUCUCGAUUUUGGAGAAUGGAAUGGAGAAUGGAAAGGCGGUGACGUAUUUGGAAAAGCAUUUGGAUGAAGUAUCUGGAAAUGCGUAUACAAUGGCUGUAGUGGCAUAUGCACUUCAAUUGGCAAAAAGUAAGCAAGCUGGAAAGGCAUUCGAGAAUUUGAAGAAACAUAAGAUCGUUGAGAAAAGUGGAGAUGUGAAGUUUGCCAGUGCUCAGAAAAAAGUGGAGAAACUAAAAGAAUCGAGAGCGUAUAUGUUCCAGGCCCGUCCAGUAGACAUUGAAACUACCUCUUACGCAGUUCUUUCUUACCUCGCCCAAAAUCAAACCUCAGAAUCUCUCUCAAUUAUUCGUUGGUUAGUAUCCCAACGCAACGAGCUAGGAGGAUUCACUUCCACUCAAGACACUGUCAUGGCUCUUCAAGCUCUCUCUUCCUACGCAGCAGUCACUUAUUCCGACAAACACACAAGUCAAGUAACAAUUCUCAACGGAAAACAUACUCACUCAUUUGAUAUCAACAUAAGAAACGCAAUUGUUCUCCAAUCCUAUCAACUAUCUUCAUUGAAUGAUGCAGUUUCAAUUAAUGCCAAUGGAACUGGUGUGGUCUUCGCUCAGUUGAGUUAUUCUUACUACAGGGACUCUUUGAAUGACGAUGCUCCGUUCUUCUGCUCCCAGGAGAUCAAGGAAAUAAGAGCUGGAAAUCGACUGCAAUUGGAUUUGUGUUGCAACUAUACCCGUCCUGGAAAGUCUAACAUGGCUCUAGCCGAAAUUGAUGCCUUGAGUGGUUACCGAUUCGAUGCGGAACAGGUGCAUACUUUGACAAGUAUUGAGGAUUUGCAAAGGGUGGAGAUGGAAAAGGACGACACUAAGAUGAACGUAUAUUUCAACCCGCUCGGUGGCCGUCCGGUAUGUCUCUCGUUAUACUCUGAUGUCACUUAUCAAGUUGCCGAUCAAAAACCUGCCAACUUCCGAUUAGUGGAUUACUACGAUCCGGAGGAGCAGCUCAAAAUGACAUACGCCGCCAAGCAAACACGAUCGCUGCAAGAGAAAUGUGGGGAAGACUGUUGGCCACCGAUUUCCCCAUCACUGCCUCCAUUUGACGAGUCGACAGUAACAGGCACGUCCUCUGGUUUUGGUGCCAAGUGGUGUGCUCUUAUCAUUGCUGUGCUCCUUAUUGCAUGAAUUUGCUGCUUUUAACCAUGUUAACCUUGUUCCAUUUGAAUCCCCGUUUUUAAUUGUUUGCUCUGCUCCAUUGAUACGGUUAUACCCCUUCUCUUUCCUAAACUUUCAGAUUAUUUUUCAGAAAUUUACUGAAAUGGGUGCUGCUCUCGGAUCGUCAUGCCCCACCCCGCCCGUCCGUUGAUUAAUAAUAUUUGUAUUUUUUGUCGAUAAAAGUUUUGAUAUUUUGAUAGUUCCGCCA